AUGCCAAAAGUAAGAAGAGUGAAGUCCCCAUCUACUGAUUGUAAUAGAUCAUUUCCUUACCCUUCCAACUCCAAAAAUAUUGAGAUGCAUAAACCUAUGAAUUUGUUGGGAUCAGUUGAUGAAAUGAAAGAAUGGGAGGAAGCUAGAUGUCCUAUUUGCAUGGAACCCCCUCAUAAUGGUGUUCUUUUGAAAUGUUCUUCCCAUGAAAAGGGUUGCCGUCCUUAUAUGUGCAAUACCAGUUACCGCCACUCCAACUGCCUUGACCAGUUUUGUAAGUCCUUUGCUUCUCAUCUCUCAUCAGAAGUACUGGAAGAGAUUCCUGUCGCAAGCAGAGUAUCUCAUAGUAGAGAAGUUCAGUCCGAGCCUGGGCACUUGUCUCAUGUUGGGAGCCAGUUACAACCAAAGCUCAUUUGCCCUCUUUGCCGAGGAGAAAUAUAUGGAUAUAUGCUUUUGGAGCCUGCUCGAAACUAUAUGAAUUCAAAACCAAGGAGUUGUUCUUCUGAAACGUGUGAAUUCCAGGGGACAUAUUCGGAACUCAGGAAGCAUGCUAGGUCUGAGCAUCCUUCUGUUCGACCAUCAGAGGUGGAUCCCUCGCGUCAGUGUGAUUGGUUAAGGAUGGAACAAGAAAGAGGCAUGGAAGAUCUUUUUAGCUCAAUCCAUGCAAGUUCUGGUGUUGAAUACAAUAGAAACACCAUUUUGAGGGAGGGUCUUGCUGACUUGAUGUCCUCGUUUUUGUAUGAAAUCUUCAGCUCAAUUGAAGAUGUUAACCGAAUGGCUAGUUUGUUGUCUAUUUCAAGACACAGAGUGCCAUUAUAUGACAGAAGGUCUGGAUUAACGCACAGGGUAUCACAUCAUACACAGGCAAAUCAAUCUGCUAGAUGGAGAUCCAAUUUACCUUCAGCGCAUCAACUGGAGAGAAUUGCUAGGAGUAGGGUGAGAACCAAUUUUCCAUAUCUAUCAUCCCGUGAUAUGGAGGCAGAAGCAAAUAGAACGGCCAGAUGGAGGACAAAUUUAUCAUCUUUAAGAACACCUCGCGAUGAGCAUCAGUUUUAUAGAGACCUAAGCGCAGAGGUCACAUCUUCAACAAGGAUGCCUCGGACCUCACAAGGUACUCAGCCUAAUUCCCAGAGCGACAUUUCUUCAUCUGGAAGGAUCCCUGGUCGUCAGUUACGUUGGCGUGAUCAAAGAUGGUCCACCACCAACUACUACCAACGAUGA
Messenger RNA from Sphenostylis stenocarpa, 1218 nucleotides. Lineage: Eukaryota; Viridiplantae; Streptophyta; Magnoliopsida; Fabales; Fabaceae. The record is from the annotation of a GenBank genome assembly.